AUGACGGGUGCGAACCCUUGGCUGCCACAAGCCAAAACAAAAAUGUCGAACCAAAUUGUUGCCAUCAUUGUCUGCAGCCUUGUCUUCUCCAGCGUUUUGGUGAGCUGUUAUGCCUCGACUGUGGCACCUUUGUGCCAGCCCGGUAUCAUUGAAGGUAUGCCACCACAUAUUCGCAAGGUGUGCAUGGCCUUGGAAAAUUCCGAUCAAUUGACAACUGCUCUGAAGACCUAUAUCAAUAAUGAGGCUGCAACUUUGGUUACCAACUCUGAAGAUUAUACCAACAAUUUGGGCAAACGUACCGAUGUUGAUCAUGUUUUCUUGCGUUUCGGCAAGAGACGUUAA
Molecule: messenger RNA, 342 nt
Organism: Musca vetustissima
Lineage: Eukaryota; Metazoa; Arthropoda; Insecta; Diptera; Muscidae
Product: dromyosuppressin-like
Exons: 3
Coding region: 1-342 (113 amino acids)
Source: RefSeq, a predicted model, not a curated record